AUGGAUCGGUUUAUAAAGCAUAGCAAGAUUAUAUGGAGUCAAACUGAAAAUAUAUUCUAUUCAAACGAGGAUUACAAUCAAUACAUUCGCCAGAUUACUCUGCUACACAUCGUGCCAAACAAGUUGAAAAAGAUCGAAGGCUCAAUGGUCGACGAGAUCAACUUGCUCUGUUCAAAGUUUGAAGAGUUUGCGAAAUCCGGUGAGCCUUGUGACCCGAUCAGAUUAAUGAAGCUGUGCUCAUUCAAUAUUAUCUUUAGAUUGUUAUUUAGUAUUCAUUAUCCGUAUGUAAUGGAAAAGAAUAGCAGUAACAAUGUUAUUGAUUUCAUUGAAUCAACGUUGGGUUUGGCUGGUCAGUCGUUUGCCUCUGACUAUCUUCAUUUCCUUCAGCCACUGUUUGGAAGAACCAAGGCAUCGCGUGAUUACAUCGAGUCGAAUAGAAGUAUUGGUCGGUUCCUAGACACUAUCAUCGACGAGAGACUAAAGAGUAAACAUGAUUACUCUGACCCAGUCGAUAUUUUAGACCUAUAUAUCAUUGAAUACAAAGCAAAUAAGAUUACAAAGAAUGCAUUAACCUAUGUAUUCUUUGAUUUGCUAUUGGCUGCUACCGAUACUUCUUCCAAUACCGGUAGUGCUCUGAUCAAAGUAGUUUGCAAUCAACCUGAAGUACAAGAGAAAUUGUAUCAAGAGUUGAAUACUUUUAUCAAGAAAGAACCAACUCUCUCUGAUAAGAAUUCAACACCCUAUGCAAAUGCAGUAAUAAGAGAGACACUUAGAAGAUUCCCAGUUGUGCCUUUGGGCAUACCUCAUCAAGCUACCAAAGAUUGUUAUUUCAAAGGAUAUUUCAUUAAAGAAGGUACACAAAUUAUUCAAAAUAUAAAUGGAUCAAUGUUAUCUGAUGAAUUUUGGGAUGACCCAAUGUCAUUUAAACCAGAGAGAUUCCUAGGUGAAUCGAAUCAAAAGAACGUAUCAAGAGUGAAAUCAGUUUUUGGUAGUGGUACAAGAAAUUGUUUAGGAACAAGUCUUGCAGAGUAUGAACUCUAUCUUUGGACAGCUAUCAUUUUUAAGAGAUUUAAAUUUACUAGAUUAACUGAAGAGAAAAUCGAUGAUUCAAUGACAUUUGGUUUAACAUCGAUGCCAUAUCCAUUUAAAGCAAAAGUAGAACUUAGAUAA
Molecule: messenger RNA, 1170 nt
Organism: Heterostelium album PN500
Lineage: Eukaryota; Evosea; Eumycetozoa; Acytosteliales; Acytosteliaceae
Product: cytochrome P450 family protein
Exons: 3
Coding region: 1-1170 (389 amino acids)
Molecular function (GO): iron ion binding; heme binding; monooxygenase activity
Source: RefSeq, a predicted model, not a curated record